Ostrinia nubilalis (European corn borer) is the source of this 867-nucleotide messenger RNA. RefSeq names its product cilia- and flagella-associated protein 20 (gene Bug22). Gene Ontology annotation, biological process: cilium assembly; positive regulation of cell motility; regulation of cilium beat frequency involved in ciliary motility. Gene Ontology annotation, cellular component: ciliary basal body; motile cilium. Bases 170 to 763 code for a protein of 197 amino acids. The transcript has 2 exons. The record is from RefSeq and is a predicted model, not a curated record. NCBI's taxonomy places the organism in Eukaryota, Metazoa, Arthropoda, Insecta, Lepidoptera, Crambidae.
UUGAUAACAAACGCAUGGCCAAUGGCCGCGUUCAAAAUGCUUGUAUAAACUGUCAAUCUGUCAAGUUGCAAUGCAACCGCGAAUUAUUUUCUGUAUUGAUUAAACUUUUAUUGUUAAUCGUGUGCUAAAUGUAAGGUUUACACAGUUCGUUAGGGGUGAUAUAGGAAAAAUGUUCAAGAACACAUUUCAGUCUGGUUUCCUGUCAAUUCUUUACAGCAUAGGCAGCAAACCUUUGCAAAUUUGGGAUAAAAAAGUGCGAAAUGGGCACAUAAAGAGAAUUACAGACAAUGAUAUCCAGAGUUUAGUGCUCGAAAUAGUCGGGACCAAUGUCAGCACGACGUACAUUACAUGCCCGGCCGACCCGAAGAAGACGCUCGGCAUCAAGCUGCCGUUUUUGGUUAUGAUCAUCAAAAACCUCAAAAAGUACUUCACCUUUGAAGUCCAGGUUUUGGAUGACAAGAAUGUGCGAAGGAGGUUCAGAGCAAGCAACUACCAAUCGACAACAAGAGUAAAACCUUUUAUUUGCACAAUGCCUAUGCGAUUAGAUGAAGGAUGGAACCAGAUCCAAUUUAAUUUAGCAGACUUCACGAGACGGGCUUAUGGAACCAAUUAUGUUGAAACUCUGAGAGUACAGAUUCAUGCUAACUGUCGAAUAAGAAGAGUCUACUUCUCUGACAGAUUGUACUCUGAAGAUGAAUUACCGGCAGAGUUCAAACUGUUCCUGCCCAUUCAAAAUAAAACGAAGACUGCUGUUGCUACAUGAAAUCUUACAAAUAUAAAAAAAAUGUGUUGUUAAUUUAGUAAAUGUAUGUCUAAGUCUAUUUUUUGUUUUUUAUGUAAUUAUAUGUACUUUUCUAUACACCCCUA